GGGAAACCCAUGGAGCUGAGCACAUUAGCAGCUUUCCCUCUUGCUGGAAGCAUGUUAGCUUGAUUCAAUUCAUUUCCAGCCACAAGACAGGUGGGUCAUCAUCUAAACUACAGGGGUGCAGACAUAGGCAAGAGAAGACUUGGUCCUGUACUUUCCCAGGAGCUACCUGCAGUGUUGCUUGGGUAGGAUACGGGCCCUCUGUGUGGACAGCAGAGAGAAAAUGGCCACUGGUGGAGAAAACCACGCAACGCCCGUGGCUCACUCACCCAUCCAUCGCGCCGAAAGCCAGCGGUAGGGGAGCAGCGAGCGAGGCGGGGCGGCGCGGCCACGGCACGGCGGCUCCACCGUGUGCAUGUAGAUGAGAUCCCCCGGAGCACGUCACUCCGCACCGGCGCUCUGCGUUUGGGGCGGCGGAGAGCGAGGGCGGGCGAGCGGGAGCCGCCGGCGGAGGAGAGGAGAGAAGAGGAGAGGAGAGGAGGCGGUGGCUCGGCAGCGGGCAGCCAGCAACGGCUCCGCGGCGCCCCCGAUGCCGCCCAGCCCAACGCCGCGCGGGCCCCGCGGGGCGAAGACGGGCGCCGGCGGGAGGGGAGCAGCGCGGUGGUGCUGAAGGACAGCUCCGCUCACAUCCGCGCCCCGCCGCGCCCCGGCGCCGGGUGGCCGCGAGGCCGCCGCGCCUUGAUGUGCCCCCAGCGCCCGCGGCUCCCAUGGCGGUGGCACGGAAAAUCAAAACUUUGUUGACGGUCAACAUCUUGGUCUUCGUGGGGAUCAUCCUCUUCUCCGUCUACUGCAGGAUCCAGGAUCGUUCCCAGGAGCUGGUGCAGAUUGUCCGGAGCGCAGACCGCCGUGUCAGGAGCCGAGGAGCCAAGGUGGGCAGCCUGGCUGACAGGGAGUCCAUCCUGCAGCGCCUGGACCACCUGGAGGAAGUAGUAUACAACCAGCUAAAUGGCCUUGCAAAGCCUAUGGGAUUAGUUGAAGGUCCAGGAGGCUUGGGCCAGGGGGGAAUGGCUGCUACCCUAAGAGAUGAUAGCCAUGAAUCGGAGACUAAAUAUGAAGAAUAUGGUUACAAUGCCCAGCUCAGUGACAGGAUAUCUCUCGACAGGUCCAUCCCUGACUACAGACCAAAAAAGUGCAAGCAGAUGACCUACCCAGAUGACCUGCCCCAGAUCUCUGUGGUCUUUAUAUUUGUUAAUGAGGCGCUGUCUGUCAUCCUGCGCUCCGUGCACAGUGUUGUGAAUCACACCCCCUCGCAUUUGCUCAAAGAGAUCAUUCUGGUGGAUGACAACAGUGACAAUGUUGAGCUCAAAUUUAACCUGGACCAGUAUGUCCAUAAAAGAUACCCAGGUCUGGUGAAAAUAGUGCGCAAUAACAAACGAGAAGGACUGAUUCGAGCCAGAAUUCAAGGCUGGAAAGCUGCAACCUCUCCUGUUGUUGGGUUCUUUGAUGCUCACGUGGAAUUCAACAUUGGCUGGGUGGAACCUGCGCUUACCCGGAUCAAAGAAGACAGAAAGCGGAUCAUCUUGCCAGCAAUCGACAACAUCAAGUACAACACAUUUGAAGUGCAGCAAUACGCCAAUGCAGCCCAUGGCUACAACUGGGGCCUCUGGUGCAUGUACAUCAUCCCACCACAGGACUGGCUCGAUAAAGGGGACGAGUCAGCACCCAUCAGGACACCAGCCAUGAUUGGAUGCUCAUUUGUAGUAGACCGAGAGUAUUUUGGUGAGAUUGGCUUGCUUGACCCUGGCAUGGAGGUCUAUGGAGGAGAGAACAUUGAAUUGGGCAUGAGGGUCUGGCAAUGUGGAGGAAGUAUGGAGGUGCUACCCUGCUCUCGUGUGGCACACAUCGAACGCACAAAGAAACCCUACAACAAUGAUAUUGAUUACUAUGCAAAGCGCAAUGCCCUACGGGCUGCAGAGGUCUGGAUGGAUGACUUCAAGUCCCAUGUUUACAUGGCGUGGAACAUCCCCAUGGCAAACCCUGGAGUUGAUUUUGGAGAUGUUUCUGAAAGAAUAGCUCUGCGACAGAGACUGCAGUGCCGGAGCUUUAAGUGGUACUUGGAGAACGUCUAUCCUGAAAUGAGAGUCUAUAAUAACACAGUCACUUACGGAGAGGUGCGUAACAGCAAAGCUAGUGGCUACUGCUUGGAUCAGGGAGCUGAAGAGGAUGACAAAGCAAUCCUUUAUCCAUGCCAUGGAAUGUCCUCUCAGCUCGUUCGCUACAGCUCUGAUGGCGUCCUGCAGCUGGGGCCGCUGGGCUCCACCGCCUUCCUGCCUGACUCCAAAUGCCUCGUUGAUGACGGGAAGGGCAGGACACCGACUCUGAAGAAGUGUGAAGAUGUCCUGAGACCAGCACAGAGGUUCUGGGAUUUUACACAGAACGGUCCAAUCAUCAGCAGAGACACUGGCCGUUGUCUAGAAGUGGAAAUGUCAAAGGAUGCAAAUUUUGGGCUCAGAUUAGUUGUACAAAGGUGCUCGGGGCAAAAAUGGAUGAUUAGAAACUGGAUAAAACACGGCCGACAUUGACUGCUGAGGCUGAGAGGCUGCUUCUCCUGCCGUUGUCCAUUGCUCAGUGUGCCAUAUCUUGCAAGGCAUUUGUCCUACAGCAAAAUAGUUUGAAGAGGACUUGGAUCUAAACUCCAUAGUUGAGCAAUCAGUGGAGGAAAAAAAAAAAAAGAGGAAGAAAAAAAAAAGCAAAUACAUACAUGCUCUGUUUGACUAUUUCUUGCUACAGCAGACAACCUGGGAAGCUUAAGAAGAGUUUUCUGUUUAUAUGGAAAUCUUGGGAAGAUCAGAAAACACAGAAAAGUGUAUUCCUAAGCUCUCCUAGGAGAAUUAAUAGACAGUUGUUUCUAUGAGUUGAGAGAUCCCAAUACUGCCUCAUAAAGAGAGUUCUCCGAUGGGUAGCUUUUUAGCUUUAAGUUAUUGACUGGUGCACAAAUCCUAUGGUGAAUAAUCAUGUGCCUUUUUUACUGUACUUCGUAUACAAGAGGACUGGAAAAAUCCUACCUUUUCAGCAUGUCUGGCUCAUUGUACGAAAACGAAGACCUGUAAAUAACACUGGAAAACAUAAUACAAUAUAUGAUAAAUUUCAAGGUUAAUUGUUUAGGAGUCUCUAUCUCUAGAAAGAGACUAUUCUGCAUAUGUUUACAGGUGGUUGUCAACCUUCAAGCUGCUAAAAGGCAGCAUUUUAGAGACCUCUUCUAUAGACACAGAUAAACGUUGAAUAGGUAAAAUAACCACGUUCCAUUGUAUUGCCACAUUUUACAUUUCUUGACUGUAAAGGCGUCACAAUAUAGCACUUGCAUAUUUAACUCUUUUGAGGCAGUAAAUGUCCUUGUAGGUGAGUGGAUUUGGAGAGGCCUCUGCUGGCCUUCAAGCCCCAAGUACAGGUUCAAGGCUCCCAUCCUGCAGGGCUGUGCCUGCAGGUACACUUGGUGUUGUUCCAGCGACCGCCUGGAAGCCAGGGGCAGGGAAUGCUGGAUGCUCAUUACUUCUGCAAAUAAGGUGACUUAGUUGCCAACUGUGGAAUUCAGCAAUUUGAGGCUUCCAUUUUGUUGCCCAUCUUGUGAAAAUGUCAAAUGUGAGCAAACAUGCUUUGUGAGCACUGUCUAGACAAAUUUCCUGAACAAAACAACAAAGGCUUUUCAGUUUUUGAAAACAAACAAAAAACCUAGAGAAGAAGUUAGAGCAGGAGAGAACUAGGCAGCUUAUAUGAGAAACGUUACUCUGAAAUAUAGAUAUUUUACUGUAGUUGACCUGGUGACAGCAUAUCUGUGAACCUGAAUUUACUAACGUAUCCAAUGGCUCAUGCAGUGUCUGUGCACGGGCAGCCAGAACCAUGGCGGAGCCUUACCCAAGAGGCGAUCAGAGCUGAUGACCGCUGCCAAGGUCAGCAUGCUUUGGGUCCACAUCAGAUGGCUUUUCAUUGCAGUAAAUUCAGUCAUACUGAAUGAGAGACAGAGACAGCAUCUUAACUUUGUUGUUUAAUAUUUUAUAGUACUUUUAAAAAAGGUUUUGUUUUGUUUUACUGAGCUAGGAAAAUAGGUAAUUGCAGACACUGCAGUACCAUAAAUCUUGGUGAUCUGUUUCUUGAAGAGCUUUUGCUGUUCCUAUUUCAAGGCAUGCUGAACAAAAUAAAAUGGAAACAAAGCUAAUUUUUCAAGGGCAUGGUAUGUAAUAAAAUAUUUACUUUUAACAUGCAAAUUCCAUCAGUUGUUGUCAACUCUUGGUUGGCAUCCAGAGAGCACAUCACUAUAUUUUGCCCCAUUUUAUUUUUGCAGUUGUGUGUACAAUAUGUAAUACAAAGUCUGGCUUUUCUAAUUUUUUUUUUUUUUGGUGGCUAAUAGCUAAUCUUUGUUUAUGUCACAUGCACCAGGUUAUGCAUGAAUAUAUACAAAAGAAUAAUUAUGGCUGAGAUUCUAAUAUAAAAACGGUGAAAACUCUGUGUUUAUGGUUACUUGACCUCUGGAACAGCUUGAUAAGACCUGCAGGGGGAGGUAACAUCUUAAAUUAAUCAGGCAUUACAUUAAAAUAUAUCAUGGAGGAACUCAGAGCUCAGUCCUUCCUACAGCUCUGAAACAGAGGUAGGAAGAUUCAGGCUAAAUAUAGACCAGGAGCAGUCGCCCUGCAUUUAACCUCAUUAUGUUAAUCUACUAGACAAUUUAAAACAGCCAGUUACUAUCUACAAGGCAGGUGUUGAAUUCUUUGCACAGAACUUCUAUUUGUAAGUGACUUUUGAUCUUCUCUCAGAUACAAUUUAAAAGGGGGAAACUGUAUGGAAGUCUUAUUCCUUCUUUUGUUUAUUCUAACAGAGUUUUAUGGCAUGGCUGAGGGAGGCAGGAAGACAGAAAGGAAAGUUACUUUUACCUGGUGAGUUCUGGGGGGAGCAAAGUGGCAAAGUUCACACCUUGUGUAGUCUUCUCAGUUAAACACAGAUAACUGUGAAGGUGGCACAAAGGUGAAAACAGUCAUAUGUCAGUGUGACAUCUCAAUGCCUCACUAGUAGGAAUAUGAAGUUACUUCACCCAACAGAAGCUAGUAUGCCAUGUGUUGUUUUUAUUCUUGACUUAAAUCAUUAAUCUGGACUUGAUCCUUGGUUAGCAGUAGGGCAGCAAGCUUUUCAACCCUUUGCACAUGAAAAAGGAGAAAUACCAAAUCUACUAGCCUAAAAAAUAACAUUGCAUUUGCUGUUUAGAAGCUUUGAAGCUGACAAGACCAGACAGAUGUGCUUUUACUGUCAAAGAUCUUAAGCAAAAAUUAUUACCUUUCAUUAUCACACUACCAUAACGAACAUGAAUUGGCCAUCCUGGGAAUUACAUGGCUGCACUUUUUUGGUGCUCAGUGCAAAGCAUUUGAAUGUGGCCAUGUGGUCUAACCAAGGGUCAGUCCUGGCAUGCUUUGAGUGCAGAGGUCACACAUUGCUGGAAGCCUGCAAGAGCCAGACUUUCAUUAUGAGAAAGAACACAGAUUUCUGUGAGAGUUAAAUGGCUCUGAGAUUUAUGGAAUAAUAUAAAAGAAUUCAAAUAACUUAAAGGUAAGGUUGCUUUUCUCUGUGAUUGUCAGGGUGUUUUUUUUAAGACUUAAUGAAACAAUUUCUUAUAUUUAAGAAAUACGUCUGUUGUGUUCUUUUUACUUUGGUCUUUAUCUGUCUGAACCACUGCUUUGACUGUGGUAUUAAAAUGGUAAAUCUGCAUGUGGGAGAGUCUUAAAUAUUCUCUCAUAAAAGGAAUAACAAUAAUAAAAAAGGUUUGAGUAUUAUCUGUUUUAACCAAA
Molecule: messenger RNA, 5768 nt
Organism: Gallus gallus (chicken)
Lineage: Eukaryota; Metazoa; Chordata; Aves; Galliformes; Phasianidae
Gene: GALNT9
Product: polypeptide N-acetylgalactosaminyltransferase 9
Exons: 11
Coding region: 705-2519 (604 amino acids)
Cellular component (GO): Golgi apparatus
Source: RefSeq, a predicted model, not a curated record